UCGAUCUUCGUCGUUUCGUGUGUUUUCAAGCAAAAAGUAUCCGGCGUCUCUGACUUUUGUCCGAAGGGGACGUAACGUUAAUCAAAUAUAGAACGUGAAAUGAUUAAAUCUAAAAGAAUAUAAAGCUGAAUAUUGCGAACAAAUAAAAAUUGCGUUUGACUCUAACUCUCACUUGAUCACGGAUUUGUGUCGCUGUAUACUGUACCUUCAAUCAAAAUAAAUUUAAAUACUCUGUUACGUAUUAAACAGAAUGACCGAUAGUGCGGGAACAGAGCGGGAAAAGUAUAUGAAGCAAUUAAAGCGUAAAAUGGAAUGUUGGCGUGAAGUAAUACUUCCAUUGAACUCCAUUCUAUUAUGGGAACGAUCUUGGGAUCCUGGUCUUAUACUUGGAAUUACAAGUACAAUAUUCUUUUUGAUAUGGGUAUUGGAACCUGCUCUGCUUACAAUAAUAUCUGUAUCACUUCUUGUAUUGGCCUUGAUUGAUUAUCUUGUAACACCUUUGGCAUCUUUUUUGUGUGCUGUUAAUAGUUGGACAGGCCAGAAAGAAAAAAAAUUAAAUGAAAUUUGUCAAAAUUUGUCUGUAACAAUUUUACAGUUACAAAAUCUAUGGAGAUCAAUGUUGCAAAUGCGAAACGAUCGUCCUAACAUUUAUUAUGCAGGAAUAAUAACUUGUCUCAUAAUUUGUAUAUGGAUUGGAAGUACAAUCAACAAUUUACUUCUAUUUUAUAUUGCAGUGAACGUUAUUUUACUUACGCCAGGACUCAGACAUAAAGGACGCGCAAUGUCAGCCAUCGCGUUUGUGCAUGACUAUGUAUCUCAUGCUAAAAAAUCAUAAUCACCGUUUUGUAUGUAUCCCUUUAUCUCUAUUCUCUG
This is a messenger RNA of Hylaeus volcanicus, 873 nucleotides long. RefSeq names its product ADP-ribosylation factor-like protein 6-interacting protein 1 (gene Arl6IP1). The transcript has 5 exons. Bases 251 to 835 code for a protein of 194 amino acids. Lineage: Eukaryota; Metazoa; Arthropoda; Insecta; Hymenoptera; Colletidae. The record is from RefSeq and is a predicted model, not a curated record.